This is a messenger RNA of Adineta steineri, 1239 nucleotides long. The record is from the annotation of a GenBank genome assembly. NCBI's taxonomy places the organism in Eukaryota, Metazoa, Rotifera, Eurotatoria, Adinetida, Adinetidae.
GAUAAAUUAGUUUUAAUAUUGAUUUUUCUCUUUUCAAUCUUAGAGAUUUUAUUCAAAUAAUAAUAUAAAACAGUUUAAUCUUUGAUAUCAGCCGUCAUAAAUAAGGCUUUUAUAGAAUAAUAUCGGAUAAGCUCACUGAAAGAUGAAUGCGAAUGUAGUAUUCGAUUCAUACCUCAUCGGUCUACAACCACACAUACCUCUCUCGUAAUUUGUAUGUAGUGACGUCAAAACAUUCUGUUCAAUAAAACGAAAUAUGUUUUUUUUGUUAAGAAAAAAAAUUGAAAUCUUUUUUUUUGUUUUACAGAAGAAUUAAUUCCUUUGGUUAUUAUUAAUGAAGAUACGAAAUGGAAACAAAGUGCAACUACUGUUGCUGGAGGAAAUAAACGAGGAGAUGGACUAAAUCAAUUAAAGCAGCCUCUGGGUAUUUAUGUUGAUGAGGACAGUGAAAGUAUUUAUAUUGCUGAUACUGAUAACAAUCGUAUUGUUCGAUGGAAAUUUGGGGCAAAGAAUGGUACAAUUGUUGCAGGUGGAAAUGGACAGGGCGAUAACAUAGAUCAAUUGCGGUCUCCAACAGACAUAGUUCUUAAUAAAGAGAAGACAUCUCUCAUCAUUUGUGAUUCGUAUAACAAGCGAGUGAUUCGAUGGUCUCUUCAAAAUAGUCAGAGUAAAGAAAUAUUGAUCUCUGAUAUUUCUUGCUGGGGUUUGGCAAUACAUAAUAAUGGAGAUCUUUAUAUUUCUGACUAUAAAAAACAUCAAAUCAGACGUUUGCAGCAAGGAGAUAAAGAAGCUACAAUCGUAGUAGGUUACCAUGGACAAGGAAAUCAGUUGAAUCAAUUAAAUGAACCUAUGUAUAUCUUUGUCGAUAAAAAUCAUUCAAUUUACGUAGCGGAUUGUGCGAAUAAUCGUGUAAUGAAAUGGAUGAAAAAUGCGUUUGAAGGGACUCUUGUUGCUCCAGGAAAAGCUUCUGGCGAAAGUCUUAAUUCACUAAAGGAACCUAUAGGUGUUAUUGUUGAUCAUGUUGGUAAUAUUUAUGUGUCAAAUUCUUAUGCUUUUCAAAUAAAACGUUGGUCGCCAGGUGCAAAAGAAGGUGUUCCUGUCGUUGGUGAAGAAAAAAUUGAAAGCGACGGACCCACGGAGCUCAGCCAUCCAUAUGAUUUAUCAUUUGAUCGACAGGGUAAUCUAUAUGUUCUCAGCUAUGGCACGAAUCGAUUACAAAAAUUUGUUAUUGAUGUUGACUAA